UCUCCAGAGCAGGUUGGUGAACAAGCUGGGAGGAGAAAUGACAUCUCACAGCUCGCUCAGCUGUGCCACACCACCAACAGGAAAGAACAUGAGCCAGGGCAACAAGAGUGAAGACUGCUCCUUCAGUGACGUGGAUGAGCUGAUGAAAAGCGUGCAGCUGGCAGUCUACGUCCCCACCUUCCUCCUGGGCCUGCUCCUCAACGUGCUAGCCAUCCGAGGCUUCUGCACCUUCCUGCAGAAGAGGUGUCUGGAUUACGCUGCCACCUCCAUCUACAUGAUCAACCUAGCGGUCUUUGACCUGCUGCUGGUGCUUUCCCUCCCAUUCAAGACGGUCCUGAACCACGUGCCGACACCCUUCCCUUCCUUCUGUACCUUGGUGGAAUGCCUCUAUUUCAUCAGCAUGUAUGGGAGUGUCUUCACGAUCUGCUUCAUCAGCCUGGACAGAUUCUUGGCCAUCCAGUACCCCAUCCAGGUCAGCCACCUCCGGUCCCCCAGGAAGAUCUUUGGGAUCUGCUUCAUCAUCUGGGUCCUGGUGUGGGCUGGGAGUAUCCCUAUCUACAACUUCCACGGGCAAGUGGAAACCUACAAAUGCUUCCACAAUAUGUCUGAUAGCACCUGGAGUGCCAAGGUCGUCUUCCCCCUUGAGGUGUUCGGCUUCCUUCUUCCCAUGGCCGUUAUGGGUUUCUGCUCCUCCAGGAGCAUCCGCAUUCUGAUUGGCCGUCGGGACCAUAACCAGGACUGGGUCCAGCGGAAGGCUUGCAUCUGGACUAUCGCGGCCAAUCUGGCUGUGUUCGUGGUCUCCUUUCUUCCAGUCCACCUGGCAUUCUUCUUGCAGUUCCUGGUGAGGAAUGGCUUUAUUGUGGAGUGCAGAGCUAAGCAGAACAUCAGCUUGUUCGUGCAGUUGUCCAUGUGUUUCUCCAACGUCAACUGCUGCCUGGAUGUUUUCUGCUACUACUUUGUCAUCAAAGAAUUCCGCAUGGGCAUCAUGGCCCACCGGCCUUCCAGGGCCCAGCUAAUCCUCCAGGAUACCCUGACCACAGGGGCUACCAAGAAAGACCUGAUCAAAGAAAGCAAACCCUAGCCCUGAAUUCCAGCAGCGGAUAUCCUGUUCCAAGGUUUGGGAUGUGACAGGAUGAUAUAUGGCACAUUUACUAAUGCUCUUUCCAUUUUGAUGCUCAUUAGAUGCUGUCUUUGCUAGUUACGCCCCAAAGACCUUUCCGCAGCACCCAGACAGCUUGACAUAAAUCACGCAGUGUUUGGGGAUCUCUGAAGAACCUAAGAACCAGGUGAAUUCUUGACUUUUAAGUCCAAAAUCAUGAGGCAGAAGAAUUGAGAAAGACAAUGAGACCAUCUGAACAAGGCUGUUUCCCAGCUCUCCCUGUCCUUCUGUAGACUAGAAGAUUCUGGAAGGGACAAGAGGAAGGAGUUAGGAACGAGAACUAAGAGGGUUGGUCAUGGUGGAGUGUGUCCUGGGUAGAGAUGGAGCCGUAGAAUGGAUCAAGCUCCUUUUUAGUUUGGGGAUGCCGGGUGGAGCAGACUCACACUUUGCUAUCCCUCUGGGCUCUGUUGGCCAACAACCUCACAGAGAUGACAGCAAGUGGGGGUGAUCGAGGCAGAGCAAGUACACACAGAGAGCCCCAAGUUUCCUAUUGGCCUUAGAAAGGUCUGGGAAGCCAGCCAAACCUUUAUUUGUUCACAAGAAGGCUACAGAAGGAUGAGGGGGGCUGCGGUGAAGCUGUGGACACUUUGUGGAAGCAGUGAGGACAGUGUGGAAAGAUGUUGGUGACACCUGAGAGCCAUGAGGGGACAGGAUACACCCGGGGAGGGAAGAAGGCCAAGGGCUGGAAGUGGACUGCCCCUCCCCCAGUGCUAUCAGGAUGUCACGGCAUGGAGUUUUAGCGCUCGCCCAGAGGGAGGUGAGGCGGUGGAGAAGGGAAAUUCCUAGACGUGAUCAGCUUGCUGUCUUGAACAGCCUGGGAAGUUGUUAAUUAGACUUGGUUUCCUUGAGAACCGGGAGAAAGAAUCAGGUCUAAUUUAGUUCAGCGAGAGAAGAAUAAGGAACAUGUGUUUGUGUUGCCCACCUGAAUCCUGGCUGGGCAUCUGGCCAGGGAGGCACUGUCCACAGAGCUGUCCCCCUCCAGUGGUGACAGGGAGAAACUGAGUCAGGCAGGAAUGGAGGCACCAUCUCAAUGGCACAGGGCUCUUGGCACUUCCUGGUUGGAAACUCUGAACAAUUGAAUCACGGCUUCGAUUGGGCUCCUCAAUGAUCCAGAGACGGAGCGGCAGCGACAGCCGAAAGCUUCCGGUGACUCAGCUGCUCCAGAGAGUAAAAUGAUUAUAAGGAUAAACGUGGGGCAGUUUUGCAAGACAGAAUGAGUGGGAUGAGAAGUAACAGAUGAGACUUACUGUAAACAAGGGGAA
Messenger RNA from Equus quagga, 2421 nucleotides. It is a transcript of the gene GPR55, whose product is annotated as G protein-coupled receptor 55. Gene Ontology annotation, biological process: phospholipase C-activating G protein-coupled receptor signaling pathway; positive regulation of Rho protein signal transduction. The record is from RefSeq and is a predicted model, not a curated record. The coding region runs from base 38 to 1081 and encodes 347 amino acids. NCBI's taxonomy places the organism in Eukaryota, Metazoa, Chordata, Mammalia, Perissodactyla, Equidae. The transcript has 2 exons. Gene Ontology annotation, cellular component: membrane. Gene Ontology annotation, molecular function: G protein-coupled receptor activity.